AUGGCGAAGAGACGCGUGGAAGAAGUCGAGACUGACGACGAGGACGCGCCGCAGCAGCAGCAGCAGCGGAAAGUCAGCGGGUCGAAGCGCGCACGCUUUGACGGUGGCGCGCCGCAGACGCACGAGUUUGAGGACGACGAGGAGCGCGCAGAGCGCGUUGAGAGGCGGAAGGGGAAGAAGAGGGCGAGUGGUGACGAUGAGGAGAUGGACGAGGACGACUUUGAGAAGCCGGAGGACCGGCCCGUUGACGAGGCGGCUGAAACGCAGUUCGAGGAGGAGCACGAGGAGGAGAUUCGUGAAAGUAUCAGGCAACGGCAGAGGCAGCAGGGCGGCGUGGCGAAGUUCGGAAUCAUCGAACGCGUCGAAAUGCACCAGUUCAUGUGCCACAAGUAUCUCACGUUUAACUUCGGACCGCAGAUCAACUUCAUCAUUGGUCACAACGGAAGUGGUAAGAGUGCCGUACUCUCCGCCAUCACCAUCGCUCUCGGCGGCAAGGCCAACUCGACCGGUCGCGGUAAUGGUCUCAAGUCCUUCAUCCGCGAGGGCCAAGGCGCAUCCGAGGUAACCAUCGUCCUCAAGAACCAGGGCGACGAGGCCUACAAGCACGACGUCUAUGGCGACAGCAUCGUUAUCACGCGUCGGUUCACCAAAGACGGCAGCUCGUCGUACCAGAUCAAGAAUAAGGCUCUGCAGAAGAUCUCGACGAAGCGCGAGGAGCUGUCGGCUAUCUGCGACCACAUGAACAUUCAGGUCGAUAAUCCUAUGAACGUCUUGACGCAAGAUGCCGCUCGCCAGUUCUUGGGCUCUGCGCACGCUACGGACAAGUACAAGUUCUUCCUCAAGGGUACCCAGCUCUCCCAGCUCUCGGAGGAGUACCAGACCUGCAUGGAGAACGUUCAACGCAUGCAAUCCAUCAUCGAGACCAAACGCGGCGCCAUCGACGACCUCGAAUCUGCGUACAAGGAAGCCUCCCUCCGCUUCAAAGAAGCCCAAACCGCGCGCGAGCACCGCCACAAGAUCGACAAGCUCAAGAAGGAGCUCGCCUGGGCGCACGUGCAGACCAAGGAGGACGAGCUCAAUGCCAAGGUGCAGGCCACUGCGCGCAUUGAGCGCCAUAUCGAGCGCGUGCAGGCGAGCUUGGACGGGGCGCAGAAGGAGGUCGAGAAGGCGACGGAGGAGGUGCAGGAGAAGGAGCAGGCGCAUGCGGAGAUUGGGAAUAUUGAGCAUCUGCAUGAGAGGGACAAUGAGAUCAAGACGAAGAUCUCGGGGCAUAAGAAGAAGCUUACUGAGCUUAAGACGAACGAGCAGAACAUAGACGGCGAGGUCAGGUACAUCCGUACGCAGAUGGAGAGCAUCAAGAAGCAGAAACGCGAGGAGCAGGCCAAGAACGCGUCGUACCACGAAGGCGCGCACGAGGCGCUCGUCCAGCGUUACGAAGACUCCAAGCUCGAAGUCGAAGCGGCCGAACGCGCCCUCCAACAAGCCGAAGACCUCGUCGUCUCCAAGCGCGCCGAGCGCGACGCCGCACGCGAAGCCGGCCAACAGGGCGACCGCGACAAGGCCGAGGCCGAGCAGCGCUGGCGCGGCGUGCAGCAGCAGCGCCAGACCGUCGAGAGCUCCCAGCGCGACGAGCUCGCGGCGUUCGGACAGAAUAUGCGGGCUGUGCUGCAGAAGAUUCAUCAGACGAAGUGGUUUGGGAAUACGCCUGUUGGUCCGCUGGGCCGGUUUGUGAAGGUUAGGGACGGGCAGUGGAGCGAGGUGUUGAGGAUACAGAUUGGGCAGAUGAUGACUUCGUUUGCUGUUACGGAUAUGAGGGACCGGGCGACGCUUGGGAAGAUCCUCAAGGAGUCUCGCAACCCCCACGCCUCGAUCAUCGUCGCCGAAGUCGACCUCUUCGACUACAGCGCCGGCGAGCCUGACGCGCGCUUCCUCACAAUCAUCCGCGCGCUCGACAUCUCCGACGAAUACGUCAAGCGCGUCCUGAUCAACCAGUCGCGCAUCGAGCGCACCAUGCUCUUCCGCACGCGUGGCGAGGCCGACGAGGCGCUCCGCAACGUCCACGGAGGCGGCAUGGCCAUCACCCAGGACAUGUUCCGCGUCAUGCGGUACCCCGACGGAGGAGGCUCUUCCAGCCCGCUCACCCUGCUCAGGCAGCAAGACACGCGUCACCUGAUGUUCACCGGCCGCGACAGCGCAGCCGAGAUCGCGCAUUGGAGGGAGAAGGAGCAGGAGGCGGAGCGGGCGUUCCGCGAGGUCUACGAGCGCGUUCAGCCGCUUCUGCCCGCGUUCAAGCGCAUCGAGCAGGAGGUCAAGAACGCGACGGCCGCCGCGCAGCGCGCGCAUUCGGAGCUGAACAAGGCGAAGCGGAAACGCGACGAUCUGCAAAACGAGGUCAACGAGGACGUGCAGCUCGAGACGGCCGGCUUGGACGAGACGCUUGCGGAUCUGGAGCGCGAUCUGGGCAGGAUGGCGGCGCAGUUCGAGCCGAUUGCGAAGGAGCGCGAAGAGAUUACGAAGGUGGUCACUGAGCUUAUGAACCAGCAUAAGGAGGUCAAGCAGGGGAUCGCGCAGUUCCAUAAGCGGCAGGAGGACGCGCAGCGCGAGAUCGAGGCUGCCGUGCUCGUGAGGGUUCAGGCGCAGAACGGGGCGAAGCAUUGGAUGGAGAAGAUGGCGGAGGAGCAGAGGAAGCUGAAGGAGUCGCGCGAGGCGGAGGACGUGCUGAGGGAGGAGUUUGAGAACUGGAGCGCGAAGGCGAGCGAGUAUUGUGCAAGGGUUGAGGGGACGCGGAAGCCGGAUGUUAUUGAGAGGGAGUUGACGGGCGUGCAGAAGGCGUUGAAGGAGCGCGAGAGGAGGGACGGGGCGACGGUUGAGGAGAUGACGGUUGAGGUCAACCGCACCCAUGCAGCGCUGCAGAAGGUCAAGGGCGAGCUUGAUGAGCUCGACGCGUUGACUCUUAUGCUCAAGAAGUCCGUGAAGACCCGCGUGCAGAAAUGGCUCGACUUCCGCCGCCACAUCGCCUUCCGCUGCAAAGUCACGUUCCAGUACCACCUCUCCAACCGCGGCUACUUCGGCAAAGUCAUCUUCGACCACAUCAACCACACGCUCGAUCUCAAGGUCCAGACCGACGACGUCAACGCCACGCAGGGCGCGCCGGCCGGCAGCCGCGAGCGCGACCCACGCGCGCUGAGCGGUGGCGAGAAGAGCUUCUCGACUAUCUGUUUGUUGCUGGCGAUGUGGGAGAGUAUUGGGAGUCCGAUUAGGUGUUUGGAUGAGUUUGAUGUGUUUAUGGACGCGGUUAAUAGGCGGAUUUCGUCGAAGAUGAUCAUCGACACGGCCAACUCCAGCGAUGGAAAGCAGUACAUUCUUAUCACGCCGCAGAGCAUGGACAACAUUCACAUUGGCCAUACCGUCCGCGUGCACCGUAUGAGCGACCCCGAGCGUGGUCAGGGCACGCUCGCGUACGGCAACUCCGUCGCCUAG
Molecule: messenger RNA, 3480 nt
Organism: Peniophora sp. CBMAI 1063
Lineage: Eukaryota; Fungi; Basidiomycota; Agaricomycetes; Russulales; Peniophoraceae
Source: the annotation of a GenBank genome assembly